AUGAGCCGCCUGAAGUUCGUUCGCGUUGGUCUCCCAUUUUUCGCCAUCGUCUUGGGAAGCGCGUACGGAUUGCACUUUUUCCAACAAGUCCGAUUCGAUUUCCGAAAAAUCAAGCAAGAAGACGAUAAUCUCGAGCUUUUGCGAUCAGAUUUGACAAAAAGCGGUCUUCGAUUACGCGAAGGAGUCACCGUCGAUUCAGUGUACAAGGAAGUUGCUGAGCUCGAUACUGAUAGCUGGGAGAAUAUUCGUGGACCAAGAGACACUGAAGAUCUCACAGAUUACAAUCGCAUCAAAAAACAGCAACAAGAGGCUAGUCAUCUGGGACUCGAUAAUCCACCAGAGCCAGAUAACGCUUCGAUCAGAGCCGAGAGAGGAUCACCAACACCGUCUUCUGUAACUGUCGACAACGCUCCGUCUCUUCCUGAUCGUUCCUUCGCGAGUUUGCCAAUAAACGAUCCGUUUAACAACGAUAUUCCAGAGGUUCCAAUUCCAUCAUCUGCAAUCUCACUUUCUAGUCAAGCCCUUUCCGAUCCGGUUCCAACUCCAUCGGACACUUCAAGACCGGGUAUUACACAACACGACGCCCAAUCGUCAAGCACUGGUCAUCCAAUUGAUCCACAAGAACCACACGAAGUUAACAACGAGUACUUGGCUCAUCUCCUCGAUUUGGGUUUCGACGAGUACACUGCUCAACUUUCAUUGCAAAGAACGAAUAACGCUGGUGUCGAACAGGCAGUCGCUUGGAUUGUAGAGCGGUCUAACGAGAGUGAUUUCGACGACGAUUCCAGCAGCAGUGACAACGAAACAGAAGAAGGAAUGGGAGCUGUUCAAUCAAUUGGUGGCCGCACUCACAAAAUGGUGCUCGUUGCCAAUAUGAGUUUGAAAAUGGGAACUGGAAAGCUUGCUGCUCAAGUCGGUCACGCUACACUUGGAGUUUACCGACAAGCAAUGAACUCAGAAGCCGGACAGAACGCAAUUGCAGCCUGGAGCCGACACGGACAAGUGAAGAUUGUUGUGAAAGGACAAAGUACAGAGCAACUCAUGGACUUGUGUAAGGCAGCAAAAGACGCCGGAUGCUUUUACUAUCUCGUCCAAGACGCCGGAUUCACUCAAAUUCCAGCUGGUUCCCGCACCGUUCUCGGAAUUUUUGGAACUGUCGAACAAGUGGAUUCAGUGACAGGAGGACUGAAACUUCUUUAA
Molecule: messenger RNA, 1200 nt
Organism: Caenorhabditis remanei
Lineage: Eukaryota; Metazoa; Nematoda; Chromadorea; Rhabditida; Rhabditidae
Exons: 7
Coding region: 1-1200 (399 amino acids)
Cellular component (GO): mitochondrion; mitochondrial membrane; cytosol
Molecular function (GO): peptidyl-tRNA hydrolase activity; protein binding
Source: RefSeq, a predicted model, not a curated record